UCACUGUGGUCCCACACACAAAAAGGGACCGGAAAGGGACCCUCUAACGGAAGAAGGAAAAUGGAGGCGGCAGUGUUCAUUCUAUCACUUGUGGACUGCUGUGCACUGAUUUUCCUCUCGGUGUACUUUAUUAUCACCCUGUCUGAUCUAGAAUGUGACUACAUCAAUGCUAGAGCCUGCUGCUCCAAGCUGAACAAAUGGGUAAUUCCAGAGAUGGUUGGCCAAUGUCUUUCCACUAUGCUGAUGUUGGUCUCCAUGCACUGGUUCACCUUCUUCCUCAAUCUGCCUGUAGCAGCCUGGAACAUUUAUAGAUAUGCAAAGGUUCCAAUGGGAAACAUGGGCGUGUUUGACCCCACUGAGAUACACAACCGAGGUCAGCUCAAGUCCCACAUGAAGGAGGCCAUGAUUAAACUGGGUUACCACCUGCUGUGCUUCUUUAUUUAUUUGUAUAGUAUGAUCCUGGCUCUUAUCAACGACUGAAGCACCUUGCACAGGCCCACAUUAAGACGUCCAGGCUUUGCUGCCCCCCCCCUCACACCCUGCUCCAAAUUUGUAUGCAUCAACAGCAAAGAGAAGUUUCCAGUUCAGUUACAACUGAGUGACAGUAAAUGGCUUUUUCAUUUAAUACUGAGGUAGACAUUUAACCAUCUAGCACUUGAGUACCAUCAUAAAACAUCUCCAAGCGCUGUGUGCUAUUGUGAAGGGGAUAAGUAAUGAUGCUUCUUCUCAACCUCUAUAUGCACUUCUAUAACUUCUAUGUGAGUAUUGUUUUUAUUAACUAAAAAAAAUGUUUUUAUUAACUAAAAACAAUACCGACAUAUUUGCUGUAAGAAUGAUGAGCCGUUUUUUACAUUCAAGUGAGCAGGUAGGCUUCCUAGGGCAGAGAGAAGCAAAACAGUAGUAAAAGCCCAACACUGAGAAAUCUGUGUCUCUCAAGAUAAGGUGGGAAACCUGUGCGCUGUUCCACCAAAUAAUGUUUGAACUUGAAAAUAAGAACUCAGACAUUCUGUGUGCUUUUGAGGUGAUGUUCCACAUUUACCUCCUUGGAGUUGCUCUUUUUUUUUUCUUCCUUUAUUUGAACCAUUUUCUGAACUCCUGAGACUGCUGUGGUGAGAAUCCAGAUAUUCCAGCAUACACUUGGCAACCAUUCAUCUGGCUUGACCUUUACCUCACCUGCUGCUGAUCUGUGUGUGUGUGUGUGCGCGUCUUUAUUCCAUUGUUGUGCCUUUUUUUGUAGUUCUUCCCCAAAGGUGGUAAUCCUCUACUGCUGUUUGCCAUUACCUUUGUUUUACAGUAAGAGACAUAGUUCCAAAUAAGUUAUAUUCAAUACAUUUACCAACAAGCCAUGAGAUGAAAUAUGGAAGCUUAGGAACCAAAUCUUUAUCGGUAGUCUGUUGGUCAGCUCGCUGUGAAGGACUCAUCCUGGCAUCCUCUUCAUCAGUCUGGAUGUGUACAUUAAUGGUGUCUUACUGUCUAAGGCCGCUACCUCCUUCUAAACCGCUUCAGUUCACAUCAUAUUUGGUCAAAGCAUCACCAGUUUACAAAAUGAAAUGCUAACUGUUGAAGUAUAUUUUUAUUAUUUUAAAACAAUGAGCAUCACAUGGUGCAUCAGUGGGCCUGUUGUGACUUUAUGCAACCACACACAACGGCUGGUUCCUCUGCUCAUUAGACAGUACCGAUUCCCUGGGUGGCAGUUUGAAUAGAACUAUUGGUUGUGACAUCACUCGCGCACCCAUGGACUUAUUGGAUACCUUUGAUCCCAUGCUGCAUGUCAACGUGAGGCAGUUCCCAGAUCAGCAUGGUUAUGUCUGAUUCACAUUCAACUAUCUUAUGCAGUGUGCUGUUUUUUGAGGGGGUGGCGCGGGGUUUCAUAAACAAAAAUUAAAAGAUCUGUCUGACGCAUGUCCACUUUUGCUUCAUAUUCGUCACAGUAUUUGUUUCCUCCCCAAAUGUAUUAUAAGAAAACUGUCAAGCCAAGGGAAAAUAUUUAGAAUUUUAGGUUGUUAUAGUUGCAAAGCAAAUAAACCAAUAAACCUGACACAUUCAGGGUUCAAAUGCAUGUGAUCAUCUACUAAAACAGCAGCAUGUCAUAAUAGUUUCCAGACCUCUAUAGAUUGACUUUGUCCUGAUGUUGACAUGAAGUAACCAAUCUUUUAUUUGUGGUCUCGUGAGGAAAGUGAGGUCUGUGUUAACAUAAACGUUCAGAUUGACUGAAAUUGGAAGCUGGUUGCAGAAAAACGCAGCGUGAUAAUUGAAGGCUUUGGCUCCCAGACUCCAGAGUGCAGCUUUAGUAGGGCAAUAUGGUAUAAGCUCCUUAAGAUAAGACCGUGCAGGGUUUGAAGGUUAUGUCACAUUGGAAGAUCACAUGACACCUGUCACAUGGCAGAGUUCCUUCUGGCAGAUAUUUUGGAUUUCCUAAAUCUUUAGUCCAAUUUGCUUAUUUGUUUCUGUUGAAUUUCACUAUUUUUCAUCUUUUCAGGUUUAAGUUGCCACAAAUUAAUAUUUUAGUCAGAGUUUCUUUGAUGUAUGUGGUCAAAUAUCCUUUUUUGUUUAAUGAUAUUGAAUAUUUCUGUAAAGCUAGUCAAGCCAACCCGAAAAUUCAUUUAUGGCAGUCAAACGUUUUCCAUAUAAGACUUAAUCGGUCGACAAGUAUUUGAUCAUUCUGCAAAGAGAGGAAAAUAAAAACAGAUAUAUAUAUUUUUAAUGCCA
Molecule: messenger RNA, 2709 nt
Organism: Pungitius pungitius (ninespine stickleback)
Lineage: Eukaryota; Metazoa; Chordata; Actinopteri; Perciformes; Gasterosteidae
Gene: cnih4
Product: cornichon family AMPA receptor auxiliary protein 4
Exons: 5
Coding region: 61-480 (139 amino acids)
Biological process (GO): endoplasmic reticulum to Golgi vesicle-mediated transport
Cellular component (GO): endoplasmic reticulum membrane; COPII-coated ER to Golgi transport vesicle
Source: RefSeq, a predicted model, not a curated record